AUGACCCCAGCUAAGGCAAGUGCCAAGUGCUCCACCAACGGAGGAGCAAACCCAGGCAUCAGCAGAUGCUGGGUGGAGGAAAGCUGCUGGAAAGCAGCUGUGCUCAAAAAGGCCCUGGGGGUCCUGGUGGACAGCAAGUGGAGCCUGAGCCAGCAGUGUGCCCUUGGCACGAAGGAGGCAAGCGGCAUCCUGGAUGGAGAUAGAUGGAGAGUCGCCAGCAGGCUGAGGGCCAUAAUUGGGGUUUUAGUUGUUAACUUUUAUUUCCGUGCCUGCACGUUUCAGACGGCGUGCCAAAAAAAUGCAAAGGGACAGGAGUUGUUUGACCAGAUUGUGUAUCAUUUGGACCUUGUAGAAACGGAUUACUUUGGCCUGCAAUUCAUGGAUGCUUCCCAAAUUACACACUGGUUGGACCAUUCAAAAUUCAUUAAGAAGCAAAUAAAAAUUGGACCUCCGUACACGUUGCAUUUUCGAAUUAAGUACUACUCGUCAGAACCGAACAACCUUCACGAAGAGUUUACAAGGUACCUGUUUGUACUACAGCUCCGGCAAGACAUUCUUUCAGGGAAAUUGAAAUGCCCAUACGAAACUGCUGUUGAACUAGCAGCUCUGUGUCUUCAAGCUGAGUUGGGAGAGUGUGAGCACCCUGAGCACACACCAGAGCUCGUGUCUGAAUUCAGAUUUGCACCAAACCAGACUGAAGCAAUGGAAUUUGACAUUUUUCAGAAAUGGAAAGAGUGCAGGGGAAAGAGCCCGGCGCAGGCUGAAUUGUGCUACUUGAACAAAGCUAAAUGGCUAGAAAUGUAUGGUGUAGAUAUGCAUGUAGUUAAGGGAAGAGAUGGUUGUGAAUAUGCUCUUGGACUGACACCAACAGGCAUAUUGAUCUUUGAAGGAGCCAACAAAAUAGGCUUAUUCUUUUGGCCUAAAAUCACAAAAAUGGACUUCAAAAAGAGCAAACUAACGCUUGUGGUUGUAGAAGAUGAUGAACAGGGCAGAGAGCAAGAGCACACAUUUGUUUUCCGGUUAGACAGUGCCAAAACGUGCAAACAUUUGUGGAAGUGUGCGGUGGAGCACCACGCUUUCUUCAGAUUGCGAGCCCCAGCAAAUAGUAAAUCUAGUAGAUCCGACUUCAUAAGGCUGGGAUCACGCUUCAGAUUCAGUGGGAGGACAGAAUAUCAAGCAACACACGGGACGAGAUUACGCAGAACUAGUACAUUUGAAAGAAGGCCCAGCAAGAGAUACCCUUCUCGGAGGCAUUCCACUUAUAAGGCAAACAAUCCUGUGAAAGCAGCACAACUGUGUGCUAAAAAUACUCCUGAAGUCCAUAACUAUCAGCCCCCCUAUCAUCCUAAUAUACAUCCUGCUCAGCCACACUGGCAUCCACACACACCUGUGAAUGUAAGCUAUCCGUUGAACAACAGCGAUCUGCAUCCGUUCAACAUUGAGGAGAAUGGUGGAACUCCAUAUACCACAAAAAUGGCUGCAAGGCACCACCACCACCAUCGGCAUCACCACCACCACGCCAAUUAUGGUGCCCUUGCUCCCGAAAGCAAGGACAUUGUUUCUGCAGUUCCAAAUCCAACCAAACUGAGCUCAGGACUUCCCCUUCUUUAUGAUGAAACCUCUCAUCUGAAGAAAAUAGAAACGGAGAGUGUGAAGGUAGUUGGACCAUGGCCAGCCCUGCACGUCAGCAUGAACAAGGCUGAAGAAAAGAAGGUAUCAGAAAAGACGCUUCAUGCCCCUGUGUCACCUUCAUCUGUACCUGACCAUUUGAAGUGCAACAUCCUCAAAGCUCAAGUGGAAGCUGCUUUUAGAGUAGGUGCCCAGGCUGUGAAAGAAGAGACCUCUUUUGUAAAUCCCAGUAAGACCUCCAGUCUGCAGGACCCUAAUGUAAGAAGUCCAGCUCCAGUGAGGCCUGAAACUACACCAACAACUGUUCCUACAGAAAAGCAGGAGGUUAAAGCUCCCCGUGUGAGGAAGUUAACGAGGCAGUACAGUUUUGACGAAGAUGACCUUCCUCCAGCACUGGCAGCAGCAGCAGCAGCAUCAACACCUGUGUCUUCAACAUCUCCAGGGUCACAGAAAACAUGUACGCCACAAACAUCAGAAGGCCAAGCACAGGUUUCGCCCGGUGGCAAGAGUUCCACAGAUGCUGGGAGUACAUUUGCUUUGGAGCCAGGUGACCUCCUGAUGGAUUUCACAGAGGCCACACCAAUGAUAAAGACAUUCCCUGCUGAUACAUCUAAUCCUUUUUUCGAUCCCUUUACAACAGUACCACAGUUUUCUGCAGAAUUUUCAGACAGCAAGUUACAAUGCUGUGGGGUGCAGUCAUCUCCUAAGAUUACGCUGGUGUCUCCAUCACCUGUCCUGAGGUCUCUGGCAGAGACUAUACCGACUCCAACAGUCCAGACAGUAUAUACGUCGCAUAAGCCAAUUUCGCUGGCAGACAGUGCUGAGACUCUGAGGCGUGAACUUGAGAGAGAGAAAAUGAUGAAAAGACUCUUGAUGACAGAAUUAUGAAACUCGCACUUCCAUCAGAUGGAGAAUGGAUUGGGGCCUUUCAUGUGCCUUCUGUCUGUUUACAUUCCUCUGCUUCUGUGUACUCAACAUAAUGCAUCGGGAAAAUGUGUGAUAUUCCUGGCUCGCCUGGAUUCACCGCGGUUGGUUAAAAUUACGUCUUGGCUAGACUUUAACUUGAAGGAGUUCCUUUAUUCAUUUGCUGCUGGGAAAUAAACCUUCAAUCCUUUCUCUCUCCUGAGAUUUUAUACUAUUAACACAAUUAAUUUCUGGUUUGGUUUUGGUAAAUCUAGGGCAAAGAGGAUCAGCAAGGAGCAUACUGAUUUCUAUUGGGAAACACUGUUCUGUACAUAUGUUAAUAAGUGCACAGAAAUUAAUGUUAUGCAGAAUAUUUUGAUAGUAACAUAGAAAAUAUGUCAUUUUGUACAACUGAAAAUUGCAAUGAGCUACUGCUAUUUGUUAAGAGAACCAUUUUUAAAGCAGAAGAAUGAUUAUUACAUCCUAACCCCAGGACUGUUAGUCUCCACAGAAUAAAUGGCUGUCUUAUUAAAUUCCUAACCUUAACCUUCCCUCAGAGAUAUAAGUAGCUGCAAGGGGGAGAGACACCCCACCACACAGAUACACACACCCAAUACUCCCUACAGCUUGUCACCUUGACCUAAACCUUCAA
This is a messenger RNA of Pyrgilauda ruficollis (rufous-necked snowfinch), 3184 nucleotides long. It is a transcript of the gene EPB41L4B, whose product is annotated as erythrocyte membrane protein band 4.1 like 4B. The record is from RefSeq and is a predicted model, not a curated record. The transcript has 27 exons. Gene Ontology annotation, molecular function: cytoskeletal protein binding. NCBI's taxonomy places the organism in Eukaryota, Metazoa, Chordata, Aves, Passeriformes, Passeridae. Gene Ontology annotation, cellular component: cytoskeleton. Bases 1 to 2517 code for a protein of 838 amino acids.